AUGCGCUUCAUCAACAGGGCCCUCAGGUCGCCGGCCUGUGCCCUCUUACUACUAUCGUCAGGUCUUCAGUAUGUCCUAGGAGCUUCUAGCCCAUCCUCAGCUUGGCCUAUUCAGGGCAACGACCUCCAAGACCAGAUCCAAUGGGACCACUACAGCAUCAUCAUCAAUGGCGAACGACUGUUCCUUUUCGGCGGCGAGAUGCAUCCGUUCCGAUUACCAGUUCCUGAACUAUGGGAAGACGUCCUACAGAAAGUCAAGGCCAUGGGCAUGCGCAUGAUCUCCAUCUACACCCACUGGGGAUUUCACGCUCAGACGCCCGACCAAGUUGAUUUCGACACCGGCGCACACAACCUGACCCGCUUCUUCGAAAUGGCCAAGGAAAUUGGUCUUUACGUCCUUGUACGACCAGGCCCGUAUAUCAAUGGCGAGUUGAACGCUGGAGGACUGGCACUUUGGUCGACCACGGGCGCCUAUGGAGAGUCGCGGUCCAACGGGUCGGCAUUCACCGAAGCAUGGACUCCGUAUCAGACUGGCAUGUCCAGGCUCGUCAAACCGUUCCAGCUCACCGAGGGCGGAACGGUCAUCAUGUAUCAACUGGAGAAUGAAUACGGCGAGCAGUGGAAGGAUGUUGAGGCCAAGAUACCGAACCCGAAGGCCGUGUCCUACAUGGAGAAGCUGAAGGAGAACGCCAUCGAGAAUGGAAUUGUGGUGCCUAGUGUACACAAUGCUCCUAAUGCUAAUGGACGUCCUUGGUCGAAAGACUAUGACACUGUCGGUGCUGGAGGAGAUGUGGAUAUCUACGGUCUGGACAGCUAUCCCCAAUGCUGGUCUUGCGUAACAGAAGAAUGCGGAAACAACAUCAAGCCGUUCGCUGUUUCCAACUAUCACGACCACUUCCAACUCGUAUCCCCGAACCAACCGUCCUUCAUGCCCGAAUUCCAAGGCGGAGCCAUGAGCCCCUGGCUUAGCCCGGCUGGUGGAUGCGCCGAACGAACUGGAACCGAGUUCGUCAACUUCUAUUAUCGCGACAACAUUGCCCAGCGCAUCACAAUUCUGAAUCUAUAUAUGAUUUACGGUGGUACAAACUGGGGUUGGCUGGCGGCUCCUUUCCUGGGGAGCAGCUACGACUAUGGUGCUGCAAUCUCCGAGGAUCGCAACAUUGGCGGCAAAUACUACGAGAUUAAGAACUUGGGUCUGUUCACUCGUGCUGUUAAUGAGCUUGCCUACACGGACCGUCUCGGUACCGGCAUUAACUACACGAACAAUACGAACAUAUUCACCACUGAGCUCAGAAACCCCAAGACUGGUGCUCGGUUCUAUGUUCUUCGUCAUUCUACGACGUCUUCGGCCUCUGAAGAGACCUUUGCCAUUAAUGUGACUACAAGUGUGGGAAGCUUUUACGUCCCCAAAGUCGCACCAUGCCCCAAGCUCAUUGGUCACGAGGGCAAGAUCUUUGUUGCCGACUUUCACUUCGGCAAGCAUACGCUUUUCUACGCAACAACAGAGGUCUUGACCUACAGUGUCAUUGAUGGAAAGACAACACUGGUGAUGUGGACUCCUGUCGGAAUCUCCGGGGAGUUUUAUCUCAAGAGCGCCAAGAAAGGUACGCUAGCCUCCAGUAGCAAAGGUCAGACGGCCGUCUUUGACUGGCGGGAUAAGGGUGUGCUUGUUGGUUUUAUCCAGCGUGAGGGUGCGACUGUGUUGGAGUUCGAUAACGAUGUUAGAGUUGUCCUUGUUGAUCGCAAGACUGCCUACAAAACUUGGGUUCCUGCUUUGACCAAGGAUCCUAAGGUACCCGUGGAUAAGACUGCCAUUGUCAUCGGGCCACAUCUUGUUCGUUCAGCGAGCGUGCAAGGAAACACCAUCUCCGUCACUGGAGACUCCACCAACGCGACCGAUAUCGAGGUGUUUACGUUAAGCCGCGUCUCUACUAUCAAGUGGAAUGGAAAGCAACUUCGAACCACAAAGACCAAGUAUGGCACACUCAAGGCAUCUCUCCAAGACCCGGCAAAGCUCUCGGUCCCCAAGUUUGGAUCAUGGAAAUCGCAAGAAAGUCUUCCUGAAAUAGCCGUGGGUUAUUCCGAUGACGGUCCAGCCUGGGUCAUCGCCAACCACACCACAACACCCAGUGCCACCAAGGGUACCGUGCCUUACCUCUUCUCGGACGAGUACGGCUUCCACACAGGCAUCAAGCUUUGGCGUGGUCAGUUCUCCAGCGAGUCCGGAGCUACGGGCGUCUACCUCAACAUCCAAGGAGGAACUGCCCAUAGCUGGUCUGCCUUCCUCAACGGCAAAUUCCUGGGCUCUUACACAGGGGACCCAACAGUGGCCGCCAGCAAUGCAACCCUCACGUUCACCAACGCAACAAUCUUCACCAACCAAACCAACGUCCUCUUUGUGAUGCACGAUGACACAGGCCACGACCAACUCUCCGCAGCCCUCAACCCGCGCGGCAUCCUCAACGCCACUCUCCUCACCUCCAACUCCGGUGCUACCCCCAAGUUUAACCUCUGGAAGUUGGCUGGAACAGCAGGCGGCUCUGAUGCGAAUCGCAGUACCCUCGAUCCUCUACGCAGCCACUACAAUGAAGGCGGUCUCACCGCCGAGCGUCUCGGCUGGCACCUCCCGGGCUUCGACGACUCCAACUGGUCCGACACAUCAGCCUCCCCAGCGCAAGGCUUCGCCGGCCCAACAGUUCGCUUCUACCGCACUUCCCUUCCUCUUAGUGUACCCAAAGGGCUAGACGCCUCCUUCGCAUUCAAGUUCACGCCCGUGGACACUUCCAACUUGAACUAUCGCGCGUUCUUGUAUGUCAAUGGAUAUCAGUUCGGACGAUAUUACCCUUCUAUUGCUUCCGAAAACGUGUUUCCCGUGCCGGCGGGUGUACUUAAUCAUGGAAGUGAUAAUGUUAUUGGUCUUGCGGUUUGGGCGCAGACGGCAAGGGGCGCAAACGUGGAUGUUGAGCUGGUGACGCGGUACGCAGUAGAAUCGUCUUUUGAGAGCAGAUUUGAUGGGAAGUAUUUGCAGCCGGGGUGGACUAAGGAGAGACUGAAUUAUGCGUAG
Sordaria macrospora k-hell is the source of this 3063-nucleotide messenger RNA. RefSeq lists its product as uncharacterized. Gene Ontology annotation, molecular function: beta-galactosidase activity. Gene Ontology annotation, cellular component: vacuole. The record is from RefSeq and is a predicted model, not a curated record. Gene Ontology annotation, biological process: carbohydrate metabolic process. Lineage: Eukaryota; Fungi; Ascomycota; Sordariomycetes; Sordariales; Sordariaceae.